UUUUAUGUCUGAAAGGGAAGCCACAUUAAAAGAUAUAAGCAAAAAGGCCAUAGCAGAUACAGAGAAAUUAGCCACCGUCUAGAGAUUCGGACUCUUUUCAUCCCCUGUUCCCCUGGGUAUGGGUGAUAAUAGUUACGACAAUAAGCCAAGACGUUUUACUAUUUGUGUUAAUACUUAGCUGCUCGUAAUGAAUAAGGUAAGCCAAUCACCUCUCCUGCAAACAUGAAAGCCACAGCUCCUCAAUCAGGCAAAAUUAAGUCAUCCUACUUCAGCUAACUAGGCUUUACGACCAUUGGCGAUAAAUACAUAGACCCUGAAAGAAAAAUAAGGAUUCAGGAAUUGGAAGAAAAUAAAAAAUAUGCCUCGGAUGAUAAAAAGAAUUUUGUUCCUCCUUCUGGAUACAAAGAGUUAGUUGGAGGAGUGUAUCCACACUAAAAUGAUUAUGAAAUCCCAAAAGGCCCCAACAAUCAUAAAGAUAAAGAUGGCAGAGUUAUAAUUGGACCCAAAAAUAUCACCACAAAUCCGGCAUCUAAGAAUUUGGGACAUUUCCCAAAACACGAAAAGGAUGAAUACAAUCGUUAUAGACAAUUUGAAAGGGAAAGAAUCUUUAAAGAAUAAAAAAUGCUCAAAGAUAAAUAACCAUUCAAAAGCACCAUUUACACAACUGAUAAUUUCAGCACUGAUAAGUAGGUCUUUGGAGAGACCAAUUUACCUAAAGUAAACGUGUAUAUGAAUGUAGCCAACCCAAGUCAAAGAAUUUAAACCUAAUAUCAUGAAACAUGAGGCUCCCUUUAAACCUUCAAAUCCAACUAAAAGUGGUGAGACUGGCUGUCUAAGCAAAUAUCCUCAAUAUAAGGGAGAUCCUCUUAAACCUACCUAGAGAAUAGACUUUGUCAAAGGAAAAGAUCCCUUCAAGUAAAUAUCAUAGUUAGAAUAGACCCAAUCAUUUAAUGGAAAUGGUCAGACCCACUCCUAGCAUUUCAUGUUUUCCUCACAAUCUUAAAAGAGAAUUAAACAAUAGAAUGUUUUGAGUCAUCAUAAAUUAACAAUAUAUUUAA
Molecule: messenger RNA, 1058 nt
Organism: Paramecium octaurelia
Lineage: Eukaryota; Ciliophora; Oligohymenophorea; Peniculida; Parameciidae
Source: the annotation of a GenBank genome assembly